AUGAAAUCCGAUUUUUGGUCAUGGCUGGAUGUAGAUGCUGCAAUCAACCUGUCUGGUCUAACGCCGGAGCAGCUCGCCCGCGCAUUUACCAAAUCCCAGCAGCAGGUCGGUCACCUGACUUCUCUGCUCAACGAGAGCGAGGUGAAUGUGGAUCGACUGACGGAGCAACUCAAGUUGCUGAAAGACGAGCUGCGUCGAAAUGAGCGCAGUGAGACGCGAGGUGAGCUCAACAUAGAGUACUUGAAGAAUGUUAUCCUACAGUUUUUGCAAAAACGCGAUGAGCGGCCCCAGCUGGUCCCUGUGCUCUCGAUGCUCCUACACUUUACCCCCGAAGAGCUAAAUGAGCUUCAGCAGUUGCAAACUGUCGACGCUCCCCAGGCCGAACGUGGCGGCGGCUGGUUUCCGCGCUUUUAGUCCACGUGCGCUCAUCACUCGCGCUGGCAAGCAUGACCACGUUGUGAUCUGCAACCAAAACAAUAUGGGAUAAUGCUUGUUUGUUUUUUGGUUUGUUUUUUUGCUUGUUUUUUUCCCUAUGGCAGCGAGACCAACGAUGCAUGCCGCCCUUUCUGCGAGGCUAUGAAUACUCAUCCUCAAGCCAUCAUUGGCGUUGAAAAUAAUUGAUGAUCCUCAAACCCGAAA
Molecule: messenger RNA, 639 nt
Organism: Monosiga brevicollis MX1
Lineage: Eukaryota; Choanoflagellata; Craspedida; Salpingoecidae
Exons: 3
Coding region: 1-414 (137 amino acids)
Cellular component (GO): Golgi apparatus
Source: RefSeq, a predicted model, not a curated record